AUGGCCCUGGACCCCCUCUUCACCUUCAGCGACGCGCAAUGGGCUCUCUAUCUAGUCCUCAUGCAGCUUCCCCUCAUUUUACAACCAUCCCAAUACCGCCCAUUAUUUUUCGUGCCAAUCCUUGCAUUGACAGUGUACACGGCCUUCUCGACAAAAGGCCGCUUUCUCGACGACUACUACAACUCCCUGCAAUGGAUGACCUACUUCUUCUUUGCCUCGGACUACAUCCUCAUGACGGAUGUGCAAAGAGAGUUGCGGCAAGUGCCAGGGGACGCCGACACGAAAAACGGGAUCGAAAACGCGUCACUGUGGCGGCGGUUUUGCUGGGCCAACUCUUUGUUUUUCAGCCCCCGUGGAGUUGGCUGGGCACACGAGCCAACCGACUCGCUGCCGCCCCACCCACCAUUAAACAUAUCACGGACGCGUUUUGUCCUCCAGCGACUGCGCAGCGCGGUAGUCUUCUUCCUUAUCCAUGACCUGUGUAACCUCCACGUGCGCGCCAACCCGAUGUUCUACCCUGAGGGCCCUGGCUGGCGCUCAGACGGCUGGCUCUGGCGCUAUAUCGUCACAGUUUCAUGGGCCUUGUCGGCAUCGACUGCCCUGUGCCUAAUAUUCUCGCUGUUGAGCGUACUCGCCGUUGUGACGCGUUUCUCAGAGCCCCAAGCGUGGCCUGCUCUCAUGGGUAGGCCCGGGGACGCGUAUACGAUCCGACGGUUCUGGGGUCGGACAUGGCACCAGUUAAUGCGCCGAUUCGUCUCAUCGCAUGGCAGACGACUGGUCCAAUUCCUCGGACUUCGUCGCGGCAAAAACCCCUCCGCUUACACCCAGCUCUUCGUGGCCUUCUUCAUCUCUGGCGUCGUCCACUACGCUGCUGAGGUUAUUGCUAUGCGCAACUACGCCGGCAUGGCGAUGAUAUUCUUCAUGCUGCAGCCGUGUGGAAUCAUGUUGGAAGACUUUGUCAUCUGGUGUGGCCGCCGUGCUGGCUGGGAGAGUGACAAAUGGAAUUACGUCGGCUACUUCACGACGCUGACUUGGUUUGCGUUGGUGGGGCCGCUGUGGCAGGAAACUCUGGUACGGGAGGGACAGAUGACCGAGGGCUUGCCUGUGAGUGUGAUCAUGGGUGUUUGGAAAGGCCAGUGGGUGCAUGGACCAUUUCCUACGUUACAUUAG
Messenger RNA from Mycena indigotica, 1170 nucleotides. RefSeq names its product MBOAT-2 domain-containing protein. The transcript is spliced from 3 exons. The record is from RefSeq and is a predicted model, not a curated record. Lineage: Eukaryota; Fungi; Basidiomycota; Agaricomycetes; Agaricales; Mycenaceae. Gene Ontology annotation, biological process: lipid metabolic process. Bases 1 to 1170 code for a protein of 389 amino acids.